AGAAAACCCACAUGUACUUCACCGAGUACAUCGUUUUCAUUCGAAUUCUAGGUUUAGGGUUUGCGCUUCGCUUCUCAGGUUUUAGGGUUUGCGUCUCCUAUCUCUCUCUCUCUCUCCACAGCGACAUAGACAUAGAGAGUUUGACUGUAACAGGCAAAUAGGUAAACCAUGAGGAAGCUAAAAUAUCACGAGAAGAAGCUACUAAAGAAGGUGAAUUUCCUGGAAUGGAAAAGAGAAGGUGGUCAUAGGGAAGCUGAUGUAAUGCGUCGCUACCACGUCACCGGAAGAGACGACUAUAAAAAGUAUUCGGGUUUGUGUAGAAUGGUGCAGAAGCUAGUGAACAUACUCAAGCAGAUGGACCCAAGAGACCCAUUUCGAAUUGAGAUGACCGAUGCUCUCCUCGAAAAGCUGUACAACAUGGGUGUCAUACCCUCUAGGAAGAGUUUAGCGUUGUGUGAUCGCUUAUCUGUGUCAUCCUUCUGUCGGCGUAGGCUCUCGACUGUUUUGGUGCGACUAAAGUUUGCUGAACAUUUAAAAGAGGCUGUCACCUAUAUAGAGCAGGGGCAUAUCCGAGUCGGUCCAGAAACAGUUAGUGACCCAGCAUUUCUUGUAACAAGAAAUAUGGAAGACUUUGUCACAUGGGUAGACACAUCUAAGAUAAAGAGAAAGGUCCUGGAGUACAACGAGAAGUUAGAUGAUUACGAUGCUAUGAACUGAGUAUUUCUAAGCAUACCCCCAAGGUUAAAGAUCGGCUUUUUAGAAGGAGCAAUAUAGUGCGAUUUUUUGAUUUGGUUAUCGUUCCUGCUUGAAAGUGAGUUUAUUUUUGAUGUACCGUAUUGAUAUCUGAAUUGGUAAGUGAUAUUGUACCGAAAAAAAGGGAAUUGAUAAGCAAUAUGAUAUGUGAAUGCUUGUCAAACGCUAUAAUUGGGAUGGUAACAGAUUACAAGAUUUCUCUUCAUUCCAG
Messenger RNA from Ilex paraguariensis (yerba mate), 964 nucleotides. Lineage: Eukaryota; Viridiplantae; Streptophyta; Magnoliopsida; Aquifoliales; Aquifoliaceae. The record is from the annotation of a GenBank genome assembly.